ACAACCUAAGCCAAACACCCCUUCUCUGCCUUUUUCUCCUCUUCUUCUCUCCUCUCUUUCUUACAACCUUCGUGCAUAUCUUUUUUUCUCUCUCUCUCUCUCUCUCUCAGUUCACACUUUCGAGGAAAAAAAGAAAAUAAAGAAGAUUUAUUGUUUAUUUCAAAAAUAAUUUUCGUACAAGAAAUCAGGAGGAGAAGGAAGAAACAAUAAUAAAUUUGUUUUGACUGUAAAUUUUUGAAGGAAGGAAGGAAGGAAGGAAAAGGUCUUUUGGUUGGGAGUGAAAUGAAGGGCGGUUCUUUCUCUGCGGUUCUUGCUUUUUUGUGGUGUUCUGUUGCUUUUGCGGGAGAUAUUGUUCACCAGGACGAUGUUGCCCCAAAAAGGCCCGGUUGCGACAACAAUUUCGUCCUGGUUAAGGUGCCGGUUUGGGUCGACCAUAGAGAGCAGAGGGAGUUUGUCGGGAUCGGCGCGCGAUUUGGUCUAACAUUAGAAUCGAAAGAGAAGCGCGCGAACCAGACCAGAAUCGCUCUCGCAGAUCCUCCCGAUUUUUGUACUAGCCCGACGAAUAAGCUCGCGGGAGAAGUCGCUGUGGUCGACCGAGGCAAUUGCAGCUUCGUCAGUAAAGCUAAAGUUGCGGAAGCUGCCGGUGCGUCAGCACUGCUCAUCAUAAACUACCGGACAGAGUUGUUCAAGAUGGUUUGCGAAGCGAACGAGACGGACGUGUGGGUGCGCAUACCCGUCGUCAUGCUCCCGCAAGACGCAGGUGUGGCCUUGAAGCAGAUCAUGCAGAAUAACACUUCACACGUUUCAAUACAAAUGUAUUCUCCGAAGCGACCAAAGGUCGACGUGGCUGAAGUGUUCUUAUGGCUGAUGGCUGUUGGCACCAUCCUGUGUGCAUCUUAUUGGUCGGCGUGGACAGCGAAAGAAGCCGCGGUCGAGCAGGAGAAGCUUUUAAAGGAUGGUUCCAUCGACGAGGAUGCUUGUCAGUCUACUGGCAUCGUGGAUGUGGGCGUCGCCUCGGCUGUUUUCUUCAUUGUGAUCGCGUCGUGUUUCUUGGUGAUGCUUUACAAGCUGAUGUCGUAUUGGUUCAUCGAGAUUCUGGUGGUCGUGUUCUGCAUUGGUGGCGUCGAGGGCUUGCAAACUUGUCUUGUCGCUCUGCUAUCAUGUUUCAGAUGGUUUCGAACGGCAUCGGAGUCCUUUGUCAAAGUUCCUUUCGUAGGCCCUGUAUCGCAUCUCACACUCGCCGUGUCACCAUUCUGCGUUGCAUUCGGCAUUCUAUGGGCUCUACACCGUCGUCACGGUCCAUUCGCCUGGAUCGGACAAGACAUACUUGGCAUUGCGCUGAUAAUCACGGUUCUACAGAUCAUACGCAUCCCAAAUCUUAAGGUGGGAACAGUUCUGCUCGGCUGCGCCUUCCUUUACGACAUUUUUUGGGUGUUCGUCUCGAAAUGGCUAUUCCACAAGAGCAUAAUGAUCGUGGUAGCACGCGGCGACGGGAGCGGGGAAGAUGGCAUCCCGAUGCUGCUGAAGAUCCCGCGGAUGUUCGACAAGUGGGGCGGAUACAGCAUCAUCGGAUUUGGCGACAUUAUCUUGCCGGGUCUGCUUGUCGCAUUCUCCCUCAGGUAUGACUGGCUGUCGAAGAAAACCCUGAAAGCUGGAUACUUCAUCUGGGUGAUGCUCGCCUACGGUUCAGGUCUUCUGGUAACGUACGUGGCCCUGAACCUGAUGGACGGACAUGGGCAGCCGGCGCUACUCUACAUUGUCCCAUUCACUCUAGGGACGAUGAUAGGAUUGGGGAAGAAGAGAGGGGACUUGAAGCAUUUGUGGACACGAGGCGAGCCUCACCAGCCGUGCCCGCACGUCGCCCCUGCUCAACAACAGCAACAUCAACAAUGAACGAGAGAGUUGAGAUGAGAACUAACUAGGACACUUGUAUACACAGGAGAUGUAUAUGUAGAGUAAUUACAGUAACAAAGGAUGUUUGCAUUUUUCUUGGCUGUUUUUGCA
Molecule: messenger RNA, 2004 nt
Organism: Andrographis paniculata
Lineage: Eukaryota; Viridiplantae; Streptophyta; Magnoliopsida; Lamiales; Acanthaceae
Product: signal peptide peptidase-like 2
Exons: 14
Coding region: 283-1893 (536 amino acids)
Biological process (GO): membrane protein proteolysis
Cellular component (GO): lysosomal membrane; lumenal side of endoplasmic reticulum membrane; cytoplasmic side of endoplasmic reticulum membrane
Molecular function (GO): aspartic endopeptidase activity, intramembrane cleaving
Source: RefSeq, a predicted model, not a curated record